AGCUUUCUCUAACUUUCUCUAAACCUUCUCAUAAUAAACAGAUAUUAUUAUUCUUUGGCCCUCCAGAAAGACAAUGGCAGAAUGCCUUGAGUGUUCCAAAAAACUGUUGCCAUGACCUUUGUUCUUGAACAAUGUGCUUUUGCUUUGUACUACUUCUACCUCUUGGUGGCCAUUGCUUUGAUUGUGUCUUUAGGAUCAUACCGAUAAAGCCAUGUUUUAUCUGUUACAGUUUUUUGAAGAAAUGCUUCAGAAUCUUGAUCCUACUUGUUUAAAAUUUCCAUUAAAUGCCCCGCUUUUGUCAUCAGCUGACCUGGGCCAAAGUAUUGGCACCCAUUGAGUAGAAAGUUUUCUCAACUUUAAUUUUCAGUCAAAAUAGUGUAAGCUGGUGGCGUGCAACAUGGCGCGCCUGCUCCGCGCGCUCUCGCGUCUGCUGCUCCGGGAGGCGCCGCUGGGGGCCGUGCGGGGCCGAGCGGGCGGCUGCGGGCCCGGUGCGGGGCCCGGGCGCGGGGACGCAGGGUCUCCCACAAAGCAGGAGCCGUCUGUCACCAAGAGCGAAUGGCAAAAGAAACUGACCCCAGAGCAGUUCUACGUCACGAGGGAGAAAGGAACAGAACCGCCUUUCAGUGGGAGCUACCUGAGUAACGAGGAGGCAGGCAUGUAUCACUGCGUGUGCUGUGACAGUCCCCUCUUCAGAUUAAACUUAAAAGGCCACAGUGGCAGUGGCUAUUGUAUUAGCACGAUGCUACUUCAAAUUAAGGCAGUUAAGCGACCAAGCCCAGGUGAUGGAGAUUGUCAAACAGCCAAGAUUCAUUACUACGAGACGCGGCCAAUUCUCCAAAAUCCCAUUUACCAGCUGGCCAGUUUACCACACUGCCAAUUCACCAACGUUAUUUGUUUCUUUUUAGCCAUUUAGCUUGAACAGAAAAGUUUCCAUUUUCCCAUCUUAAGGACUUUUGAGUUUGUUUCUGUUCCAUUUUCCUGUUGCUACUAUUGCAGCUAAGAUGUAGAAAUAAAUAUAUUCAUAAGAAUCACUUGUGUUCCAGAAUAUACUCUUAAAGGUGCAUUCAUUUAUGGGACAGGCAGUAUAGGACAGUGAUUAAGGCAGCUUAGAUGUACAUUCUGGCUCCACUGCUGUGUGACAUUGGGCAAGUUUCUUAACCUCUCUGUGCCUUGAUUUCCUCACCUGUAAAAUGAGGAUAACAGUACCUACUUUAUAAGGUUGUUGGGGAAAUUAUCUGACAUGCCUGACUCAUGUCAGUCACUCGAUGCGAGUUGGCCAUAAUGUUUUCUUAGAGACAGAGCUUUCCUAGGGCUGUAUACAUGAACAUAUGUUUGGUGAUGAGGGAGUCUGGAGAAUGUAGAAAGAGAACAUGCAGAUGACUACAUUCCAGAGUGUUCCUCCCAUUCUAGAGGACAGUUUUAGGAAUAUGUUCUUGUUUUGCCUGUCACUUGCCCCCUCUCUGUCUGUAGCCUCUGUGUUAGGAAACAAGAGUCCAGAAAAAUCAUUUCUUAAAUGCUUGUGAAUGAAGUGAAAAGCUGGUCAACCAAAACUAAGUAGUUGAUUGAACAGCAAGUGCCGUUUUUCAUACCACACAAUUUAGGACUUACUUGUUCUCCUACUGGCUCAGACAUUUCAUUUAGUUGAGGAGAUAAACUGAUAAGCCCAAGCUCUCCGUGCAUGGCCUUUCAUCAGACCUCUUAGCAGUUCUCUGAGGUUCUGUGAUUCUUCUCCUUUCCUCAGCGAGGAAACUGACAUGUGGGGAGAUUGGGAACUUGUCCGGGAAUCUGCAGCUCAUCGGUAUCCAAUAAAACAUGAGCCCACAGCUGCCAGACACCAGGGCCCACACUCUGCUAUCCAGGCUCCUGCAAGCCACUUGCACGGUGCGUGGACAAGCCACCGUCUCCAUCUGGUGCCAGGCAUAGGUGCCCCAGAGGACAGACCAGACUCUAAGGCGUGGGCCAGGCCAGUGUAACCCUUGAGCUUCCU
This is a messenger RNA of Microcebus murinus (gray mouse lemur), 1987 nucleotides long. Lineage: Eukaryota; Metazoa; Chordata; Mammalia; Primates; Cheirogaleidae. The record is from RefSeq and is a predicted model, not a curated record.